GCAGUUGAUGUGCCAGCUGCGUAGUUGAAGGCACCGAGCAGACAGUAGAAGGCGAGCAGCCAGGACCUGCUUCCAUUUUUCCUGACAUUUGGCUUUUGAGCAAAGGGGCCCAAGCCGGGAAAAAGUAGGAUGGGGGCCGGAGCUAGCGCUGAGGAGAAACGCUCCAGAGAGCUGGAGAAGAAGCUGAAGGAGGAUGCCGACAAGGAUGCGAGAACUGUCAAGCUGCUGCUGCUAGGUGCUGGAGAAUCAGGCAAAAGCACCAUUGUCAAACAGAUGAAAAUUAUCCACAAAGAUGGUUACUCGCUUGAAGAGUGCUUGGAGUUCAUUACCAUCAUCUACAGCAACACCCUGCAAUCCAUCAUGGCCAUUGUGAAGGCCAUGAACACACUCAAUAUUAAUUAUGGCCACUCUGAUCAGCAGGAUGAUGCCAGGAAACUCAUGCAUCUUGCAGACACCAUUGAGGAGGGCACCAUGCCCAAAGAAAUGUCAGACAUCAUCUUGCGUCUGUGGAAGGAUUCCGGCAUCCAGGCAUGCUUUGACAGGGCCUCAGAGUACCAGCUCAACGACUCUGCUGGAUACUACCUGAAUGACUUGGAGCGACUGAUCCAACCAGGCUAUGUGCCCACUGAGCAGGAUGUGCUGCGAUCAAGAGUGAAGACCACUGGUAUCAUUGAGACCCAGUUCUCCUUCAAAGAUCUCAAUUUCAGAAUGUUUGAUGUGGGUGGUCAGAGGUCAGAGAGGAAGAAGUGGAUUCACUGUUUCGAAGGUGUGACUUGUAUCAUCUUCAUUGCUGCUUUGAGCGCCUAUGACAUGGUGCUGGUGGAGGAUGACGAAGUGAACCGAAUGCACGAGAGUCUGCACUUGUUCAACAGUAUCUGUAACCACCGCUACUUUGCAGCCACUUCCAUCGUACUCUUUCUCAACAAGAAAGAUGUGUUCAUUGAGAAGAUCAAGAAAGCUCAUCUCAGCAUGUGCUUCCCUGAAUACGAUGGCCCCAAUACUUACGAGGAUGCUGGCAACUACAUCAAAGUCCAGUUCCUGGACCUGAACCUGCGCAGAGACAUCAAAGAAAUCUACUCUCACAUGACCUGUGCCACAGACACAGAGAACGUCAAGUUUGUGUUUGAUGCCGUAACCGACAUUAUCAUCAAAGAAAACCUGAAAGAUUGUGGUCUCUUCUAAAGACCCACAGGGUGCUGUCAGCCCCAUCACAUUCCACUAAUCCCUCCUCAAUGUAAACUGAGGACUAAAGAUGGAAAUUGUCCCCUCAAAGAACUACCUUCGAACCAGCGAAUUAAAAAAAAUAAAUAAAAACCAAUUUGUUGUGUUCUAAACUAACCUGUAGCUUUGACCAAAGACUUCUUGUCAGAGACUUGAAGACAGCUCUUAAGUCAGAAAAUCCUGUUCAGAUUUCAGAUGAGUUGAAUUUUUAGUCAAGCUAACUUCUCUUGAGUCUCUUGAACUCAUCUUUGGAGGGCCAUGCAAUCUGUAGUUAGGACAUCAAAAGCUUUUGUCAGCAUAAACUGAUUUCUUCUCACAUUUAUUAAUGUGAAUAGAUGUCCAGCUAAUGCUCCAGUAAGCGUUCAGUACACAGCCAAAGAGAAAAGAAGACAUCCUCACCACCUGCAUACGCACUUCAGCCUCUGUUAGACUUUAAAAUGAAUUGGUCACUAGAAAUGGCUUUUUAUGUACAGACACAAUAGAAAAGUUUAUAACACAAUUUACGAAGGUCACAAGUUGAAUGUUUGAGGGAAGUGUUAGAAUAUGUAAGUUUCUGCAGUAGUAGAAAGGGCCAGUGUAUAUAAAUAAACAGAUUUCUAUUGGAGAAUUGAUGUAUGGUGAUACCAUGUUGAUCUGUAAUAUUGUUGAGUGGUAGAUGUAUUUUUGAAUUGAAAAACCAAAGCAAACUAUCCUGUACAGAAACCACAGAAAUUAAUG
Molecule: messenger RNA, 1938 nt
Organism: Melanotaenia boesemani (Boeseman's rainbowfish)
Lineage: Eukaryota; Metazoa; Chordata; Actinopteri; Atheriniformes; Melanotaeniidae
Gene: gnat1
Product: guanine nucleotide binding protein (G protein), alpha transducing activity polypeptide 1
Exons: 9
Coding region: 130-1182 (350 amino acids)
Biological process (GO): adenylate cyclase-modulating G protein-coupled receptor signaling pathway
Cellular component (GO): heterotrimeric G-protein complex
Molecular function (GO): GTPase activity; G protein-coupled receptor binding; G-protein beta/gamma-subunit complex binding
Source: RefSeq, a predicted model, not a curated record